AUGCCUACACAUAAUCGCCACCAGAAGCCACGCCGUGCUCCGCCUGAACUGCCACUCGAGCUUUGGUUAGAGAUAUUCCAGUUUGCCACCUAUGUUCACCGCUCUGUUACUAUCAAGCCCUUGGACCCCUUUACCCUCAAGCGCACAUCGACAAACGCGAUGGGAGCGAACACCCCAGCCCUCGCGAUGCGGACAAAGCUUGCCCUGGUGAUGGUGUCUAAAUCCUGGAGACAGGUUGCCGUUCAGAUGCUUUAUGAGCAUGUAGUCAUCCGGAGUCCAACAAGAGCCGAUGCCGUGCUGAGAGCACUCAUGUCAAGCAAUCACACUGCCGACUCGCCCAUCGACAAAUCACGAUACGGGCAGUGGACGCGCCAUAUUGAAAUAUAUACGUAUUCGCGAGGUACGGGCAACAUCCAGUAUUUGAAAAUCCUCUUCCGCAUUUUCCAGCUUUGUCCAAACCUGCGAGUGCUAAGUGGCACUUGGAUCCAUCCAUUACCACUUGAUUUUCUGAACUGCAUAUCCCGUUUGUACGGGCAUUCACUUCAGGGGUUAUAUUGGAAUGAGCAACGGCCACAGGAGGUAGCUGAUUUCUGCACCCUUGCCGGACCGGAAUACCUGGCGUCAUUUCGGGCCCUAAGGGUCUUGGACCUUCGACACUUCGUUGGGGUUGACCUGUCCAAGCGAGAUAAGUCAGCCCCUCGCCAAAGUCUCCCUCUUGUUGAAGACUUAAUCGUCUCAACUCACACUCGAAGUCUUGCAAUGGCAUCUGCCCUGUCCUUACCCAACCUCCGGAAUGUCACCAUGAAGACGCCAAUAUCAGGUGUUCCCGACCUUCAUCAGGUCUCGAUUUUUCUGCAAGUUCACGGACAUUCGUUGAUCACCGUUGAUUUACCGUCGCCCUCUCCCGACUCUGAGCCUGAGCCUGACAGCACCCUAUCCCGGAGGACGGCUCACCACGUCAAUCCGGACGUCUUCCUGCAGCCCGACGUUUGUCCCAAUCUCACCUCACUCACAUUUCCGAUCACCUCGCCGCCGCUGUCUCCCUACGUUCAUAAAGCGCUCCGUCGUAUUGGUAUACGUGGUAUUCGCGCGGAUGGGCUUUAUCCCGAUAAACCGACGACGGGGAAGGCACACUUAGUUGCCAUUAACUCAACUCGAUAUCCUAAUUUAGAGCUGGUUCAGACUGUUGGUUUCUUGGUUGACGCAGACACAGACGGUUUGAUCAAGGAUAUUUUCAUCUGGUGGGUUGAGAAAUUCGAGAAGCUUGGGAUUGAUUUUCUCGACGGAGAGGGUGUCUUAUGGGCUUACACUGAACCCAGCGCCGAGGAGGCCAUGAAAGAGGUUAAAGGCUCAGACAUCUUUGUACGAGAGCGAAAACCUGAAGCCAAAAACGAGAAGGAGAAAGGACAAUCGGAUAACGUAAGAGUAUUGUCAACUGCACAGACUAAUUCUCUGAUGUAUUUAUCAAGUAACCCUUUAGUCUACGCUAUAUAA
This is a messenger RNA of Laccaria bicolor S238N-H82, 1494 nucleotides long. RefSeq lists its product as uncharacterized. Bases 1 to 1494 code for a protein of 497 amino acids. NCBI's taxonomy places the organism in Eukaryota, Fungi, Basidiomycota, Agaricomycetes, Agaricales, Hydnangiaceae. The transcript has a single exon. The record is from RefSeq and is a predicted model, not a curated record.